CAGACAGAACUCCGACCAAGUUGUUUACAUUUGACGGACGCGUAAUCAACAUCAUGUUUUACCAUAUCUCGCUGGAGCAUGAAAUCCUGUUACAUCCCAGGUACUUUGGUCCACAGCUGAUGGAUACUGUACGACAGAUGCUUUUCACAGAAGUAGAAGGCACUUGUACAGGAAAGUAUGGUUUUGUGAUUGCUGUCACAACAAUUGAUCACAUUGGCUCUGGCAUGAUUCAGCCUGGGCGUGGCUUUGUUCUGUAUCCUAUAAAAUACAAGGCUAUUGUUUUCCGUCCAUUCAAAGGGGAAGUUCUUGAUGCAGUUGUGACACAGAUCAACAAGAUUGGUCUUUUCUGUGAAAUUGGACCCAUGCAGUGCUUCAUAUCCAGACAUUCAAUUCCACAAGAUUUAGAGUUUGAUCCAAACUCUAAUCCCCCAUGUUAUAAAAGCAGAGAUGAGGAAGUUGUUAUUCAACAAGAUGAUGAAAUUAGAGUCAAGAUUGUUGGUACCAGAGUAGAUGCCACAGAUAUUUUUGCAAUUGGAACCCUCAUGGAUGAUUACUUGGGUCUUACCAGCUAGUGCAGCAUGUGAAGAGGAAAGGUUAUUUUGGUUGUAUGCGUAUUUUGGCAUUG
Messenger RNA from Penaeus monodon (black tiger shrimp), 625 nucleotides. It is a transcript of the gene Rpb7, whose product is annotated as DNA-directed RNA polymerase II subunit RPB7. Gene Ontology annotation, biological process: DNA-templated transcription; positive regulation of translational initiation; positive regulation of nuclear-transcribed mRNA poly(A) tail shortening. The transcript is spliced from 8 exons. Gene Ontology annotation, molecular function: single-stranded DNA binding; single-stranded RNA binding; translation initiation factor binding. Bases 54 to 572 code for a protein of 172 amino acids. Gene Ontology annotation, cellular component: P-body; RNA polymerase II, core complex. NCBI's taxonomy places the organism in Eukaryota, Metazoa, Arthropoda, Malacostraca, Decapoda, Penaeidae. The record is from RefSeq and is a predicted model, not a curated record.